Molecule: messenger RNA, 1941 nt
Organism: Chenopodium quinoa (quinoa)
Lineage: Eukaryota; Viridiplantae; Streptophyta; Magnoliopsida; Caryophyllales; Amaranthaceae
Exons: 3
Coding region: 513-1631 (372 amino acids)
Source: RefSeq, a predicted model, not a curated record
AUGAAUAUCAGCACAUAUCGAUCUAUUAACAUACUACAGGAGUUACUUAUUCAUUUAUUUAGUCGUCUAUAAAUAUAUAUAUAAGGCACAUUCAUUUGACUAUUUAUAAAUACUGUAACAUUUUCCAAAAAUGCACUAAAUUACAUACAUACAUGUAAACAUAACAAAAUUAUAUCUAAUGGAUCUCGAUCUCAAUCAUUUUUAAUGUUAUCCUCUCCGUGUUUGUGUCCUAUCCGCUUUCAUGCAAUGCAUAUUUUAAAUAAAACAAAUCGAAUAUAUAGUUGAGUAAAAAGUUAAGAUAAUAAAACCUACUAGGAUGUAAAAAAAAAAAAAAGGAGACAAGUUAACACCUCUCAUGGCAUAUAUUUCUCAAGACAUUAUUUCACAAUCAAUGCUAGUAUCAUGAUGAUGAAUUAAGUACAGCUUAUUUAUAUGGUUUAUUUUUCAUCGUUCAUUGCAAUUGCACAUUUCAGGGAUCUCUUCUCCCUCUUUCUCUCUUAAACAAGAAAAUUAUGAUGGCUUCUUAUCAAAAUCUUUGCCUUGUUAUGCUCAUUGUGUUGAUAAGCAGCAGCAGUUAUUUUGCUUCUCCAGUUAACACCGCCCCUCGCGAUGGUCUUCUUCCCAAUGGAAAUUUUGAAGAAGGACCAAAACCAUCAAACCUCAACAAGAAGGUAAUUGUUGGCAAAUACUCCCUUCCCAAAUGGGUGAAAAAGGGCUUAGUGCAAUAUAUAUCAGGUGGACCUCAACCAGGUGGCUUCUACUUUGUUGUUCCACGUGGCGUCCAUGCAAUAAGGUUAGGGAAUCAAGCCUCUAUAUCCCAAUUUUUAAAAGUUAAAAAAGGAUCAUUCUACUCUCUUACAUUUAGCGCGACAAAGACUUGUAUAGAAGAGGAGGUUUUAAGGGUAUCGGCUUCAAAAGAAACCACAUAUCUACCCAUUCAAACAAUGUAUAGUAGUGAUGGAGGUGAUACUUAUGCUUGGGCAUUUCAAGCAACUUCUAAUAUUGUUAAGGUCACUUUCUACAAUCCUCAUGUUCAAGAUGAUCCUACUUGUGGACCACUCUUGGAUGCUAUUGCUAUCAAGGAGAUGUUGCCUCUCCCCAAACCAAUAGGAAACAUUGUUAAAAACGGAGACUUUGAAAUUGGACCUCAUGUAUUCAACAAUUUCUCAACCGGUGUACUUAUAUCUCCACAUUCAAUGGACGUAGUUUCACCACUCCCUGGCUGGAUUGUCGAAUCCCUUAAACCUGUCAAAUACGUCGAUUCAGCACACUUCUUUGUACCUUCAGGGUCUGCAGCCAUUGAGUUGAUAGGAGGAAGAGAAAGCGCGAUAGCUCAAAUCAUAAGAACAACUCCUAACAAGCAUUACCUCCUAACCUUCACCAUUGGAGACGCGGAGAAUGGUUGCACCGGACCAAUGAUGGUGGAAGCAUUCGCGGCAAUGGAGAAUGUUGUAGCUCACCAUGAGUCCCAUGGAAAGGGUAGUUUUACACAUGCAAGUCUCAAGUUUCAGGCUAUGUCAUUUAGAACUAGGUUAACAUUUUGGAGCUCAAUGUAUCACACUAAAGCUAAUGAUUUUGGAUCAAUGUGUGGUCCUGUCUUGGAUGAUGUUAAGGUGGUACCUCUUUAUUGAUUAUUGCCAUAGUAAAUUACCAAGUAAUUAAAAUGAUUUUCAUCAAAUUUAUUCACAAUAUCAUGAAAUAUAUGUGUAAUAAUUUAGAAUUAUUACUUACCUUUAUAUGUGUACAAUCGUACAUUAUAUAUUGAGGUUAUUGAUUUCUUUAUAGUAACUUUAUCGAUCCUCAAUUGCACAUUAGUUAAUAAAAUGUGUUUGCGUCCUUGACUUCCUUCUUUGAUUAUUUCCUUUUAACUGACUUAAUUUGCUUGUAAUGCCUUUCAGGAUGGUAGGCUCUAAUUGGACUAGUUGUCUGGAAUACUAAGGC